Messenger RNA from Ostertagia ostertagi, 576 nucleotides. The record is from the annotation of a GenBank genome assembly. Lineage: Eukaryota; Metazoa; Nematoda; Chromadorea; Rhabditida; Trichostrongylidae.
GCAGACUGCAACUACACCUGCCAUAGCCGAUGUCAGGAGCUGGUGACGUUGGAUUGUCGGUCAGCCGGUUCAUCGUUAGCCUCGGGCGAAUUUCCUUCAAUCUAUCCCAAAUUGCUGGACGGCACCCUCGGGACCAUCCCGAAGGAACUCCACCUGCCACCACUCCCACUGAACUCAUCGUUCGGGGACUCGGACAAGGAGAACGAAACAUGUUUCGAGAAUCCGCUCUUCUCACCAUCAAAGAUGUCCCGCGCCGAGCUUCCCUCGUCAGCUCUCGGUCAUCCGCUGAUCGACCAGCAGCAGCAUGAGCCCGUCCAUGGACAGACUCUGCGAAUAUCCGAAGUGUAUGUGAAGGAGGAUACGCCGUUCGAAUGGUCUCCAGCGUACCGGGAUGAUAAUCUCGCCCAAGCGCAUCGAGGAAUACAACAAGACCAGCGAAGGCCUCUGCAUGAAAAUAAACGACGAUGGCGAGACGUUCUCCGGCCACAUCCAAAUUCACAUGAACCUCACCCGACCGAUCAGCGUUGUUGCUGGCGAAAAACCUCCCACAGUGUACGAUGUUGUGAAUACAGGUGA